CCGUCAUCUAGAGUGAGGGAUGUUGUAGCUGUGUUCUGUGUGGAGGAUGGAAUCACAGCUUGGGAAGCCCCUGUCUCACCAGUGGACUGGCCACUGGGAAGGUGGUGUCGUGUGAGACCUUCCUGAACUGGUGGUUUUUUUCCCGUCUGUCAACAGAUUUGCCAACAUUACAACAAAGGAGAUGGACCCCAUGGCUCUUGUGCCUUUCAAAAACAGUGCAUCAAGCUCCAUAUCUGCCAGUAUUUUUUACAGGGGGAAUGCAAGUUUGGCAAGAGCUGUAAGAGAUCCCAUGAUUUCUCUAAUUCUGAGAAUCUGGAAAAAUUGGAGAAGUUGGGUAUGAGCUCAGACCUGGUGAGCAGGCUGCCUUCCAUUUAUAGAAAUGCACAUGACAUCAAGAAUAAGAGCUCUGCCCCCAGCAGAGUGCCUCCUCCUUUUGUCCCACAGGGGACUUCUGAAAGAAAAGACAGUUCAGGUUCUGUGUCCCCAAACACUCUUAGCCAGGAGGAGGGUGAUCAGAUCUGUCUGUACCAUAUCCGGAAAAGUUGUAGCUUUCAAGAUAAGUGCCAUAGAGUUCAUUUCCAUUUGCCGUAUCGAUGGCAAUUCUUGGAUAGAGGCAAAUGGAAGGAUUUGGACAAAAUGGAACUUAUCGAAGAGGCAUAUUGCAAUCCCAAAAUAGACAGGAUCCUGUGCUCUGAGCCAGCCAAUACCUUUCACUCUGAUUGUCUGAACUUUAACGCCAUGACUUACGGUGCUACCCAGGCUCGCCGCCUCUCCACAGCCUCCGCUGUCACCAAACCUCCACACUUCAUCCUCACCACUGACUGGAUUUGGUACUGGAGUGAUGAGUUUGGUUCUUGGCAGGAAUAUGGAAGACAGGGCACAGCGCACCCUGUGACCACUGUCAGCAGUAGCGACGUGGAGAAGGCCUACCUGGCCUACUGCACACCGGGGUCUGACGGCCAGGCAGCCACCUUGAAGUUCCAGGCCGGAAAGCACAACUACGAGUUAGAUUUCAAAGCAUUCAUUCAGAAAAACCUGGUCUAUGGCACAACUAAAAAGGUUUGCCGCAGACCCAAAUAUGUGUCUCCCCAGGAUGUGACGACCUUGCAAACCUGCAAUACCAAGUUUCCAGGCCCGAAGAGCAUCCCAGACUAUUGGGACUCCUCUGCCCUGCCAGACCCAGGCUUUCAGAAGAUCACCCUUAGUUCUUCCUCGGAAGAGUAUCAGAAGGUCUGGAACCUCUUUAACCGCACGCUGCCUUUCUACUUUGUUCAGAAGAUUGAGCGAGUACAGAACCUGGCCCUCUGGGAAGUCUACCAGUGGCAAAAAGGACAGAUGCAGAAGCAGAAUGGAGGGAAGGCCGUGGACGAGCGGCAGCUGUUCCAUGGCACCAGCGCCAUUUUCGUGGAUGCCAUUUGCCAGCAGAACUUUGACUGGCGGGUCUGUGGUGUUCAUGGCACUUCCUAUGGCAAGGGGAGCUACUUUGCCCGAGAUGCUGCGUAUUCCCACCACUACAGCAAAUCCGACACGCAGACCCACACAAUGUUCCUGGCCCGGGUGCUGGUGGGCGAGUUCGUCAGAGGCAAUGCCUCCUUUGUCCGCCCCCCAGCCAAGGAGGGCCGGAGCAACGCCUUCUAUGAUAGCUGCGUGAACAGCGUGUCUGACCCAUCCAUCUUUGUGAUCUUUGAGAAACAUCAGGUCUACCCGGAGUAUCUCAUCCAGUACACCACCUCCUCCAAGCCCUCGGUUACGCCCUCCAUCCUGCUGGCCUUGGGCUCCCUGUUCAGCAGCCGACAGUGAGUGCACCAGAGUGUUCCAGGCCUUUCGCCUGCUCUGCCUUGAAAUGGCAAUUUGGGCCUUUCCUUUUCUUUUUAAAGAGAAAACUUUUAAUGAACUAUUCAUUUAAUGUUGACGUCUCAAUGAAGUUAUAUUAUUAAUCUAUUGCUAAUAAUGAUUUUUACUUUUAAGUCACUUUUGGGCUCACUAGUGGACUAACCAGAAGUGAUUGUAGUUGAGUCCAGUUUUUGCUUUUUAAUAAUGUGUUGAAGUUCUAGUUUUUACUCUUUGUUGACUUUGCUGCUUAUUGGCACCAGGGACAGAGUUUCUAGAUACAAUUUUAUGGAUUGGUUUUAAUUUUUAUGAGUUUGUCUCUGCAGUGAUUCGGUUUUUCAGAGUCUCAUGGCAUCAUAGUUUUACCAGAAUGACACAGUAGCCACUGGUGGAGGACAGCCCAGGGGUGGCAUAGUCACUUCCGCCUGUUGCUCUGACACCAACCCAGGCAGCUCUGCUGUGGCUUCUCCUGGGCUCUGGCAUUAGUUGGUCUGUGUCACAUUGUCAGAACAGGUGGCUGCUAUGUGGUGCCAUCGAGUCCCUGCUGGUUCCCCUUGUCCUGGUAGGGUCACCCAUUGCCCAAGGAAGCACAUCCACUUGGCAGGUGACCUGGAGGAGUAGCUUCCCCAAGGACCCCCAGGCUUGGCCUGUGAGUGCCCAAACCCACAUUUCCUAAGCACACUGGACACCCUCUGAAUGCGGGUUUUAAUAAACAUCCCCAUGAGAUUGAAUACCUGUGCCACACAUGUCACAAAAGAGUAUGGAAAUAAAAGAAAAUUUAUCCAAAGUGGA
Molecule: messenger RNA, 2622 nt
Organism: Mandrillus leucophaeus (drill)
Lineage: Eukaryota; Metazoa; Chordata; Mammalia; Primates; Cercopithecidae
Gene: PARP12
Product: poly (ADP-ribose) polymerase family, member 12
Exons: 10
Coding region: 337-1800 (487 amino acids)
Molecular function (GO): NAD+ poly-ADP-ribosyltransferase activity; metal ion binding
Source: RefSeq, a predicted model, not a curated record